Molecule: messenger RNA, 1488 nt
Organism: Aspergillus sclerotioniger CBS 115572
Lineage: Eukaryota; Fungi; Ascomycota; Eurotiomycetes; Eurotiales; Aspergillaceae
Product: basic helix-loop-helix domain-containing protein
Exons: 1
Coding region: 1-1488 (495 amino acids)
Biological process (GO): regulation of transcription by RNA polymerase II
Molecular function (GO): DNA-binding transcription factor activity, RNA polymerase II-specific; RNA polymerase II cis-regulatory region sequence-specific DNA binding; protein dimerization activity
Source: RefSeq, a predicted model, not a curated record
AUGAUGUCGCAAUCCGGCUACUCCGUGUCCAACCAAUUUGGGAACCCCAAUGAAGGGGUUGACCCGUCGGACCUUAGCAUGCAGGGCAGUGGAUUCAUGACCUACCCUUUUACCUCACAACAGAAUUUUAACUUCGGAAAUUCGGGUAUUGACACAGACGAGUUGUUGGAUCUGGAGAUUAACGGGCAGAAUGGAAUGCAGCAGAACUACAUGCAAGACCAACACUCGAGCGCUGGAAUGUCCAUGAGUCAUCCGGGUCAGAUGUCCCAGAUGUUUUCCAACACGCCGGAGGGGGCUCCCAUGCACAGCCCUUUCAUGCAUAGCUUCAACUAUGAUCACUUCCGGAACAUGAGCCAACCCGGACAACCUGGCUCUCAUCUCCAGAGUGGAUCCCAUUUCGAACAGAGCUACCUCAGCUCCAAAGGCAGGCCUAGUUUGCAGGCCGUUGACCGCGCAUCGCUCGAUGCACGCAGCCCGAUGACCCCCAAGACCCCUGCCCUUGGUGGAUUGACCCUCGGAACCCCGGAGUCCGGAAGUUUCCCUACCCAGCCCAUUCGGACAGGCCUCCAGCACCGCCACCAGAAGACCCUAUCGAACCAAUGGGACGGCACGCCAGGUAGUGCACAUUCUUUCGUGGAGUCACCGAUUUCUUCUCCAGGCCACCCCUCGCACCAUGCAGGCAUCUCUGAAAUUCUCAAAUCUGGUAAGCAUGCUUCCUUGCCGGCCAAGGUUGAUGCGCACAUGCCGGGCAGUGCCCAGGAUCUGGAGUCUCAGGAGGCGAAGCGACGUCGUCGUCGGGCUUCCCACAAUCUGGUCGAGCGCCGCCGGCGUGACAACAUCAAUGAACGCAUCCAAGAUCUUUCCCAUCUAGUUCCCCAGCAUCGCCUAGAGGACGACAAAGUCCGAAAGCAGCUGGUAAAUAACACAGCAAUGUCUGCCACCGGGGCCCCUUCGAAUGCCGCCACUUCUCUGCUGGCCGGGGGCAAUGGCCGUCGGGCAACUGCUGGUAACAUUACCAUGGGUCUGCCAAUUGAGGAGAAGGAGAAGGGCCCAAACAAAGGUGAUAUUCUCAACGGCGCCGUAGGCUGGAUGCGAGACCUGAUGUGGGCUCUGCAUGUCAAGCUCCAACAGGAGUCGGAGCUGGCAGAGUUGAUCAGCAGCCUUGGAGGCACCUGGCCAUUCGAGCAAACGGAGGAGGAAAAGCGCAUGCGGACCGAAAUUCUGGAUGCGCUGGAGAAGAAUGAUCCUACCUCUUUCAGUUACAGCAGGGCGCCAGGAAGCGGACUCAGAGUGCCAAAGCACACAAAUAUGGCCGGAGACUCCGUGGCGGGCAAUGGAGCUUUGAGUCCACAGAGCCUGAGCCCGCCGUUCAACAGCGGCGGCAGCAGCAACGGCGGAGGCUCCGGGCAGGCUCAGUACUGGAGCAGCUCGGGUCACGCCGGGAUGAGCUUCAAAGAGGAGGAUGAGUAUGCGAUGGAAAUGAAUUAG